Plasmopara halstedii is the source of this 1476-nucleotide messenger RNA. Its product is annotated as s41 family peptidase. The record is from RefSeq and is a predicted model, not a curated record. NCBI's taxonomy places the organism in Eukaryota, Oomycota, Peronosporomycetes, Peronosporales, Peronosporaceae. Gene Ontology annotation, biological process: proteolysis. Bases 1 to 1476 code for a protein of 491 amino acids. Gene Ontology annotation, molecular function: serine-type peptidase activity. The transcript has 2 exons.
AUGCUCAUGUGGCCAUGGCGUCUAGACUGGCUGCUAAUUCCCGACAAACUGAUGCAGCUGCUAAUCAUGCGGCCGCUAGAGCUGUACGAGGCUGUAGCUAUUUUGCCAGUGAGCUUUUUACGUCGUCAUGUGCCUGUCUUGGGCGGCGCUCUUGUGGUACUCAUGACGCUCCAUGGUAUCCUGGUUCGGCUGUUUUUAGAGCUACUGCGCGCUAUCUUUGCGCGCGUGACAUACUCACGUGACCCAGUGUUAACCUUUCAGCGAUUUUGGCGGGCUAUGCAAGACAAUUAUGCUUUUCUAGAGCCUAGACGCGUGGAUUGGCAACUUGUGCGCCAACUCUUUGGGGAUACCAUCCAACCGACAACGAGCGAUGACGAUCUCUGGAUUGCACUUCAAGAGAGCGUGUGUUUAUGCGACGAUUCAUCAAUUGUAGUCUCGCGCGUAGCAGGAGCAAAUUCUGGAGUUUCAGGGCCUAGGACAGCGACGGUGCGAGGUCACAAGCUUUUCACUGUCGCAGCAAUGCGAUAUCAGCAGAUGACUUUAGCUACUAUCGAGAGAGAACAUUUGACGCAAGGUGGUCGUAGAAUUGCAAACAACCGCUUUGUUUGCGGUAUAUUAAAUGCUGCAACCAGCCCAGGAUGGCGAAUUGGCUACAUCUGCCUUACUGCAAUGGAAGGAUUCGUAGAGUUCCCUUUGCCCCGAGUAGACACUCUCAUGCCCUCGUGGUCAAGAGGGGCGAAAUUUGUAGGAAUAGGGGCUGACCAAAUGCUAUUGGACAAGUCAGAAGGAAGUCAAGCAGGCAGCCCUAUUGCUGUACCUGAGAUAUAUGACUUGGAAUCAAUGCGCUGGUCACUAGAAGCAAUAUUGUUGGGCUUAGGAAAUGUGGAUGGGCUAAUAUUAGACCUGCGCUUUAAUCAAGGUGGUGGAUCACACGUUGCAGCAUUGACAAUCGCUUCAUUUUUUGCUAGCGAGAGUAAAGCAGCGCUGGCUUUUACGACUGACGAGAAAUUACCAGGUGCAGUGCCAAACUUUUCAAAACGGAAAAAAUAUUAUAUACCGUACACAUCGCGCUGCACGCAUUUUCGGGGACCGCUGGCUGUGCUUCAAAGCCAGUAUACUCGCGGGACGGCGGAGCUGCUAUGUUUGUCUAUAAUGAAGCGUCCACUUACGUCCCGAAUCGGAGGUACCACUGCCGGAAGUCUGUCAGCUACUCGGCAAUUGCGUUUGCCGAAUUAUUGGACCGUUGACAUCCCACACCAGCGAGUUUUUAGUAUUGACGAUGUGCUAUACGAGGGCGUGGGCAUACCACCUACAGAAUUUGUGCCGGAUAUGGAGCAAGUUUCAGCUCAAAUGGUCGACGGUAAUGUCUCGAUAAGGCAAACGACAGAAGCCACUGCGUCCAGUUCCGCUUUUGAUCCGUGCAUAAGAAAGGCGAUUGAUUACAUUAUGGAUGUAGAGUCAACGCGUGACACGUGA